GUUGCCCGUCUCUCUCCAAACACAGAUGGCUGCUGGACCCGCGUAAACUGGAGAUCCCGAAGAGGUCUCUUUCCAGACUUCACCCUGAAAAUAAUUGUGUUGUCAAAGGACAAAGCAUGGCUUUUGAGGGGGUCAAGAGUAAAGGAGGAAUAGACUUGGGGAUGGAUGGGGACAGAGGUCUGGUGGCCGGUCGGAGCCAAAGAGAGAAGAGGAGGUCCUAUAAGGACCUGUUGAGGGAGGAAGAGGAGAUCGCUGCACAGGUGCGAAAGUCCUCCAAAAAACGACCAAAGGAUCAGGAGCUUUUCAUGCUGGGAGGAGACUCGCAUAAAAAGAAGAAGAAGCACAGCGAUGAUUACUAUUACAGAGAUCAUGACAGCUUGGGCCCGCCUCCUCAUAAGAAGAAGCACAAGUCUGCAGACCGCUCUCCGACAGUGUCCUCUCCGGCGGCGGCCCACCCCACAGACACGGCCAUGGGCCUCCUGCAGGCCAUCACCUCCCCUCUCGCCACCGGUUCAGACCCAAACCCUCAUCUGCACAAGAAGCCUUCCUACCCCUCCUUCUCGUCACACUCCUCCAAGGACCGCAAACGGGAGAGUGGCAGCGGUGGCAGCGGGUGCAAAGGUGGCCACUCCUUCUCUCAUUCACGCCCCGCCUCCUCCUCCUCCUCCUCCUCCUCCUCCAAGAAGCACUCAUCCUCCAAAUCGUCCCUGUUCCAUGGUGGAGCUCCCAAAGAGGAGCCUCUGACUCUCCGUGAGGCCGACGGGCUGAAGAUGAAGCUCAUCAUGUCUCCAGAGAACGAGGAACCCAAGAGCUUCCCGUUCAUGCCGCACUCGUCCAAAGGAAGCGUGAAGAAAGAGAAGAGCAGGGAGCGCUCACAACCUUCAAAGUCUCCAAAGAAGAAGCUGCUGCAGAGUCGUGAGCCACUACCUGUGGUGGGCAAGGAGGUGGAAGUGGAAGGUCACUAUGGAGGAGGCAUGGCAGAAGAGAGUUCCUCCUCUGGAGGAGAGCUGGAGGCAGGCGAACUGGUGAUUGAUGACUCCUAUACACACUUGUCCAAAAAGAAAAAGAAAAGCAAGAAAAGUAAGAAGAAAAAGGACAAAGAAAAAGACAGAGACAAGGAGAAGAGUGGGAAGGACAAGAAGCACAACAAAGCGUUCGGAGACUCAUCACGGAGCCACAGUCACUCCCACCCCACCGUUACCCACAGUGCCGUUGGGCCCAUGUACGCCAUGGGCACGCCCAUCCCCCCACACCACCAGCAAGGCAGCGACACUGUUCCAGAGAAGAAGAAGAAGAAAGAGGAGAAGGACCGGGACAAGCACGACAAGGACAAGGAUAAGCCCAAGAAGAAAAACACCACAGCCUAUCAGGUGUUCUGCAAGGAGUACAGAGUCAACAUCAAUGCAGAACAGCCAGGACUGGUGUUUGGGGAGCUCAGUAAAAAGCUGGCAGAGGUGUGGAAGGCCAUGCCAGAGAAAGACAAGCUGGUGUGGAGACAGAAAGCUCAGUACCUGCAGCACAAACAGAACAAGGCAGAAGCCACCACCGUCAAACACAAGAGCAGCAGUGAAAGUAAAAGCAAAGUCAUAACAGCCGGGACAGGAAUAGUGUCACCGACCCGAGCACCUGCAUCCGUGUCCCUGUCCCCAGCCCGAGUGCCAGAUGUUGAUCCCAUUGAUGCGGCUGCUCACCUUCAGCUGCUCGGAGAGUCGCUGUCCCUGAUUGGUCACCGUCUCCAGGAGACCGAGGGGAUGGUGGCUGUGUCGGGCAGUCUGUCUGUCCUCCUGGACUCCAUCCUCUGUGCGUUGGGACCGCUGACGUGUCUCACGGCUCAGAUCCCUCAGUUGAACGGAUGUCCUCGAACUGUCCUGUCAAACACAUUGGACAACAUAGCCUACAUCAUGCCUGGACUGUGAAUCCUGGACCGGGCCAGGAGCCAGGACCCAGGAGCCAGGAGCUGUCCUCCUGGAGCACCACAUGUCAAAACAGCUGUUUUUUUAGUGUCAAUAUGUUUUUUAAACGUUUAAAUGAUGUCACCUUUUAGCAGACCUGCUUUUACUGUUACUCGACAAGUCUCUUGCAUGAAUGAGUGAGUGUUUGAAUGAAAAAAUGUGUUUAGCGCUGACAGGACUUUGUACAGCACCAACCUGCUCAGCUUCUUCAUCAACAUACAUACGUAGUACUUGUUUUAUACUUUGAUAUGUUACUGCCAACAGUGUGUAGUGUGAAGGAAAAAAAUCAAACAAGAUGAGAGCAAUAAAAGUGAGCUUUCUAAAAAUCAACAGAACUCAUCACCCUGCCUGGAGCUGAGCAGCUGAUCAUUACAGUAGGUUCAACAUGUACAUGUUCGCUAUAUUCCAGAUGUGCAACAGAUUCAGCAUGUGCAAAAGACUCCAGGUUCUCAGCAGAUUCAUCAUGUUCUCCAGAUUUAACAUGCACUACAUUCCAGAUGUGCAGCAAAUCCAACAUGUGCACCAGAUUCCAGAUGUGGAAGAUUCAAUAUGUGUGGCAGCCAUUCCUCUCAACAAGUAUGUUUACAAAGAAGAAAUUAACAAAGGGAGGAGAAAUUUGCAAAAAAAAAAAAAACAUUUGGUAAAUGGUAAAUGGUCUACACUUACAUAGCGCAUUCACACUGCAUUGACAAAGCCCAAAGCGCUUUAAGGUGCGUUCCCACCGGACGCGUUGCAAGCGUCACGGCGUCGCUUUGACAUUGAGUCUCUGGUGGACGAGCUUCGACGGACCGAACGCGCGUCAGGCGCUUUUCGAGCGGCGCUUUCCCAGCUUUUCGAGCGUUGGCGACGCGUGUCACACGCGUCAACGCCUGAAGUGAGAAGGGCCUGUCUGCGGCCUGCAAGACAGAGGCGUGUCGUGUAGUGACGUCACCACACGACACGCCCACUACACGCUUGACAAUUUCCACCCCUCAAAGCAGAAGUGAAGUAAAAGAAGAAUUUCCGGACCGUAUGCACACUGUAAGUGUCAGCGUAUUUUAUUUAUUUAUAGUUGUAGCAAGUAAGAUUUAUCAAUUGCAUGAAACAGAACGAGGCCAGGCCGUUGGUGAGGAAACUCAGGAAACUUUCAGAGGGGGUUAACGUUAUUUGCCUGUUUGAUAAGUGACGAAACGUUACAUCAUAUUCGUUUUAUGCUACUUAAAAGGGGUGGCCUAAGUAGAUGAGUCUAAGCUAACGUUAGUUGGUGGUGUAACAUAGCGAGCAGAAACACAUUUUUCUCAGUGUGGUCCAGUGCAGCAAUUUAAAAUGAUUAAUAGCAUCAUAUUGGUAAUUAUUCUUACCAGCUGGAGGGUGACGUGAACUGGCCCUAUCAGUUAAUUGACAGCUUGUCUGCAAGCACAGACAUAUUUCAAUGUGUACUGCAACAUCUAAUUGAAAAACUUUAAUGUUUGUUCUUUUUUGACAGUGAAUAGAAAAUGAUGGAGGAAACAGCGGCGAGGCUCGUAUCAGAGGAGG
Molecule: messenger RNA, 3467 nt
Organism: Salarias fasciatus (jewelled blenny)
Lineage: Eukaryota; Metazoa; Chordata; Actinopteri; Blenniiformes; Blenniidae
Product: HMG box-containing protein 4-like
Exons: 13
Coding region: 117-1916 (599 amino acids)
Source: RefSeq, a predicted model, not a curated record